CACCGCAUGUGGAUGGAGUCGUCGGUUUCACCCGAAUUUUAGAUUUCUUAAGGUAUUUGUUACAGAAAUUUGGAAUAGUUUUAUUAUUUUACGGAUGCAAAAUAAGCGAUUGAUAAGUGCAAAAUAAUUUCGGUCAGGGCUUCUUCUGCGAGACAAAAACAACGCCAGUAUGUCGGAUAAAAUCAAAGUUGGGGAUUAUCUCGUGGUAAAGCGCCAAAAGUACACCAAACUGCAGAAGUUUACCAACGUGAACACGAUAGUCCAUCUGGGAAAGGAUCAAAUCGAACUUCGUUCUGCCGACAGUCAACCGUACCAUACGACGUUUCAGCUGGUGCCCAAGGAAGGUCGCAAUAAACGUCUGUUCACGUUGGACCCGGUGGAAACCGUUUCCGAGAUAAGAAAUCUCAAGGAACUGCUGAUUAAGGAAAGUGGUUCGGACAAUCGGAACAUUGUGGAUGACCGUGGCACCCAAGGGCUUUCGACGGAGGCCAUCCUGAAGCUACGCGAGGAUUGUGAAUCUUCAUCGGAAGUUAUUGGAAAGCUAGUGGAGAAUUCGAAAAGUUUCGCUUCCAAAACCGAAUACUCCCAGGAGAAGUAUUUGAAGCGCAAGGAAAAGAAGUAUUUCGAGUAUGUCGAGAUCAGGCGGCCAUCGAUACGGUUGAUUGCCGACGUCUAUUGGCGAUUGGAUGCCGAUAAGGUCAUGGGUGUACGUUUCGAUACGUUGUCGCAGAUCAUUUCCUACAGCGGUGUUUGCGGGGUUGGUCGAUUUUUGCUGUACGAGUCGGGAACGAAUGGGUUGCUUCCGGCUGCGUUUAUCAAUUCCAUUGGAGCUAAUACCGAAGGAAGGUUGGUUCAUAUGCACCCGGGAAAUGUGGCUCAGAAACAGGCCAUCCAAGCUAUGAAUUUCGAACCGGAACAGCUGAACAGAUGCAUCUCUGUUAAUAUUUAUUCCGUGCUGCGAAAUUUUUAUCAACAAGGCAAAGAGGAAGCUGUUGAAUCUUGUAAGCAUGAUGAAGAGGCAAAGGUUACGGAGGCAGGAGCGAAUGGCGAUUCCGCUCCACAAGAAGACGGAAGUCACAAACGUAAGAAUACACCGGAGGAUGAUGGCCCAGAAGCGAAACAAGCGAAGUUAGAUGAUGAUAAUGGUAAACCGAAGAAACAACAGUGGGAGCUCGAGAAUGAAGCGGCAUGUGAAUUGAUGAAAGAGAAAUUCGACGCGCUGGUCAUCAUAGCCAAGGAGCAUCCGUAUAAUAUAAUAAAAUCGUUACUGCCCUUCGUGAAGCCUAGUCGUCCAUUGGUGGUGUUCAACACGACGAAGGAAAUACUGCUCGAGAGCUACAUGGAACUGAAAUCGAGCGCCACUGUUACCUAUCUGCGAGUUACAUCCAACUGGAUGCGAAACCUUCAAAUGCUGCCCAACCGUACGCAUCCUGACGUUACCAUGUCCGGCAACAGCGGAUACCUGCUUACCGGGUAUACUAUUCGAUAGUAUGUUUAAUAUUGUGGACAAAUAAAAUAUUUUCGGACUCAAUAACAACUCGUGGUAUUUUCUUAAUAAAUUCAAAUACAUUUGAUGCAUUUUUGUUUGCUUAAAGACAA
Molecule: messenger RNA, 1599 nt
Organism: Ochlerotatus camptorhynchus
Lineage: Eukaryota; Metazoa; Arthropoda; Insecta; Diptera; Culicidae
Gene: Trmt6
Product: tRNA methyltransferase 6 non-catalytic subunit
Exons: 2
Coding region: 170-1489 (439 amino acids)
Biological process (GO): tRNA methylation
Cellular component (GO): nucleus; tRNA (m1A) methyltransferase complex
Source: RefSeq, a predicted model, not a curated record